AUGGAUUAUGCGGAUCCAAAGAAGAAGAGCAAUUUGGUAGGAAAAAUACUUUUGGCUGCAGCCCUUACAGCAUUAUGCAUUCUUGUCCUCAAGCAUUCCUCAACUUUCAAUACCCCUAGCGCAUUCUCUCGUCAUGAAGCAGGUGUUACUCAUGUGUUGGUAACAGGAGGUGCUGGCUAUAUUGGCUCUCAUGCUGCACUACGACUUCUAAGGGACUCACACCGUGUAACCAUAGUGGACAACCUCUCACGUGGAAAUCUAGGUGCUGUCAAAGUUCUACAAGAACUAUUUCCAGAACCUGGAAGGCUUCAGUUUAUUUAUUCGGAUUUGGGUGAUGCGAAAGCUGUGAACAAAAUAUUUUCAGAAAAUGCAUUUGAUGCUGUGAUGCAUUUUGCAGCUGUAGCAUAUGUUGGAGAGAGCACCCUUGAUCCCUUGAAGUAUUAUCACAAUAUUACAUCGAAUACUCUCGUAGUAUUGGAGGCCAUGGCCGCACAUAAUGUGAAGACUUUGAUAUAUUCAAGUACAUGUGCAACAUACGGGGAGCCUGAAAAGAUGCCCAUUACAGAAGAAACCCCACAGCUACCAAUUAAUCCUUAUGGAAAAGCCAAGAAGAUGGCGGAAGAUAUCAUUCUCGACUUUCACAAAAACUCAGACAUGGCUGUGAUGAUUUUAAGGUACUUCAAUGUGAUUGGUUCAGAUCCAGAUGGAAGAUUAGGAGAAGCUCCUAGACCAGAAUUACGUGAACAUGGACGUAUAUCAGGUGCUUGUUUUGAUGCAGCUCGUGGAAUUAUUCCUGGGCUUAAGGUUAGAGGAACAGACUACAAAACUGCAGAUGGCACUUGCAUACGGGACUAUAUUGAUGUUACUGAUCUGGUCGAUGCUCACGUCAAAGCUCUUGAGAAGGCCAAGGCUGGGCAAGUUGGAAUCUACAAUGUUGGGACUGGAAAAGGUAGAUCAGUAAAAGAGUUUGUGGAAGCAUGUAAGAAGGCGACGGGGAAAAAUAUCAAAGUUGACUUCCUUCCACGCCGUCCUGGUGACUAUGCAGAAGUGUACAGUGACCCGACUAAGAUCUGGCGUGAGCUAAACUGGACAGCACAAUACACCAAUCUUCAAGACAGUUUGCAGACUGCGUGGAGAUGGCAGAAGUCGCACUUUAACGGGUAUGGACCGCCUCUGCCAAUGGCUGUUUAG
This is a messenger RNA of Ilex paraguariensis (yerba mate), 1191 nucleotides long. The record is from the annotation of a GenBank genome assembly. NCBI's taxonomy places the organism in Eukaryota, Viridiplantae, Streptophyta, Magnoliopsida, Aquifoliales, Aquifoliaceae.